AUGUCCCAGCUCUUCAGUCAGCGAUCUCGUCACUCAACUUGGCGAAAAUUAUGGCUUGGCCUCGCCGAGAGUGAAAAGGAGCUUGGGAUCAAUACGAUUACCGACGAAGCUUUAGAACAGAUGAGGGCUCACCUUGUAGUCACUGAUGAGGAAUUUGAGGUCGCUCGUAUCGAGGAGAAGAGCCGUCGACAUCAUGUCCACGCCUUUGGAGCUGUUGCCCCUGCAGCCGCGGGCAUUCUCCAUUUAGGUGCCACCAGUUGUUUCGUGACCGAUAAUACCGAACUUAUUUUAGCCCGGGAAGCCAUGGACUUGAUUUGUAGAAAGAUCGCCAAGGUUAUCGCGAACCUCUCUGUCUUCGCCCUCCGUUGGAAAAGCGAGCCGACGCUUGCUUAUACGCACUUGCAAGCCGCCCAACUUAUCACGGUUGGAAAACGAGCGUCCCAGUGGAUUCAAGACCUUAUGCUCGACCUCCAUGCCAUCGAGCAGGUUCGCCAAGAGCUUAAAUUCCGCGGGGCUCAAGGGACAACGGGGACUCAGGCCAGCUUCGUCUCCAUUUUCGAGGGCGAUACUUCAAAAUGCGACCAGUUAAACGAGCUUUUAUGUCAGAAGUUCAGGUUCCCGAGCUGUUACGAUGUUUCUACCCAGACUUACACCCGUAAAGUCGACCUAAUUAUCGCCAACGCCGUAGCAGGACUUGGAUCUACAGCUCAGAAGAUCACUGGCGAUAUUCGGCAUCUCAUGCACUGGAAGGAGAUUGAAGAGCCGUUUGAUGAGUCCUCUCAAAUUGGGAGCAGUGCGAUGCCUUACAAGAGGAACCCUAUGCGCUCGGAACGAGUAUACAGUUUGGCUCGCGAAUUGAUGAGCAAGUGGGCAGAGCGAACCCUCGACGACUCAGCUAUCCGCCGUAAGCACAUGUUGCAAUACACUCGUUUCGAGCCCAAGACUGAUGACGUCAUAGGCAUUGACAUUCCGGAAAUGUUCCUUCUCGCAGAUGCAAUCUGCAUUGGCCUUGACAAUAUUAGCGAUGGUCUCGUGGUUUAUCCCGCCGUCAUUGCUAGUCGGGUGGCGGCCGAACUGCCCUUUAUGAUCACAGAAGAGCUCAUCGUAAAGUUAUCCGCCAAGGGCGUCUCAAGGCAACACGCUCACGAGGAAAUCAGAGUCUUGAGCCACCAGGCCAGCGCCGUCGUCAAGCAGGAAGGAAAGCCGAACGACCUGGUGGAGAGAAUCAAAGCUAAUGAUUUCUUUAAGCCGAUUUGGGGAGAGCUGGACGAGAUGCUCAAGGCAGAGCUGUAUACCGGACGCAGCAGUCAGAUCGUGGAGAAGUAUUGCGGUUCUGGCGGACCCGUGGAAAAGGCCCUUGCGCCGUACGCUGACUACAUCAGGGGCGCCACCACUUCCAAACUCGACGUCUAG
This is a messenger RNA of Metarhizium album ARSEF 1941, 1413 nucleotides long. Its product is annotated as L-Aspartase-like protein. NCBI's taxonomy places the organism in Eukaryota, Fungi, Ascomycota, Sordariomycetes, Hypocreales, Clavicipitaceae. The transcript has 7 exons. The coding region runs from base 1 to 1413 and encodes 470 amino acids. Gene Ontology annotation, biological process: 'de novo' AMP biosynthetic process. The record is from RefSeq and is a predicted model, not a curated record. Gene Ontology annotation, molecular function: N6-(1,2-dicarboxyethyl)AMP AMP-lyase (fumarate-forming) activity; (S)-2-(5-amino-1-(5-phospho-D-ribosyl)imidazole-4-carboxamido) succinate lyase (fumarate-forming) activity. Gene Ontology annotation, cellular component: cytosol.